Penicillium diatomitis is the source of this 642-nucleotide messenger RNA. RefSeq lists its product as uncharacterized. Bases 1 to 642 code for a protein of 213 amino acids. The transcript has 2 exons. NCBI's taxonomy places the organism in Eukaryota, Fungi, Ascomycota, Eurotiomycetes, Eurotiales, Aspergillaceae. The record is from RefSeq and is a predicted model, not a curated record.
AUGACAAAGGACGGUAUGAAGAGCGACAGCGGCGGGAACCACGAGAACGAGGUUGCAGACCUCACCCCACGCCGCAAUAACAUCCGCCUCACUGCGCCUGAUCUCGCCCAAGAAAGCAGAGAUGUGGGAGAAAGAGAAACCAGAAUACCCCUUGAGAAAAAAUGGGAAGAGUGGUGUAAAAUCAACAUGUUUAUUGCAAGUUUGGGGAUAUCAGAUGGGUCAAAGAAGCGCAGUCGAAGAAGUUCGUCAGCGUUUGCAGGAAAAAGAGAGAAAGUGGUAUUGAAAGCUGCAGUUGUUUUUGGUAGAUUCAUGGUGAAUAAGGCGCAAGAUCGUGGCAAUAAUAAUAAGAUUGGUCAAACGUCGAUGAUUGAAGAGAAGAGAUUAGCGACAGACGCGCACGGGCUGGGUCUGCGUCACUGCAAUUCGAGUGUGGAGGCAUACGCGGUGAUGCCAUCGACGGAGGUACACAUCCGAAUGCUGGUGGUAUAUGAUGAAGAAAACAAGGCAAGAAACAGAAUCGAUAAGAAGGAAGAACCGGACAAUCCAGAUGCAACAAUACUCUAUAGAAUCCACCAAGGAGAGGAAAGCGAGGCGAAAAGACACAAAACGAUGCGGUGGAAAGAAGAGCAGCCGAAGGUAUAG